CAGUUAUUAAUAACAGCCCUGCCAGCCUCCUCAGCCACCUAGGAGCAGAUGGUGUUUUUCACAAAAGACAGAGAUCUCCUUGACUUUGGACUCCGCUUAUCAAACCCCAAACAGAUCCCUGCCUGUCCACUUCACAGACCACCUCACCAUCCAGUAAAAGCUUCUAAUGUGCUUUGACACCAGGAACCAAGGUUGCUAAGAAACCACCUGUGCUGAAUGCACUUUGUUCUAGUAAGAGCAGCCAGAGAAAAAACCAAGGAACAGCGCUAUCUACCACCACCCAGGAUUAAGUCAGGGAGCAGGAGCAUUUUGGAUAUGACGUGUAAAAACUGGAUAUUAAUUUCUACUACUACCCCUACAAGUCUGGAAGAUGAAAUUGUGGGAAGACUUCUCAAAAUUUUGUUUGUAAUCUUUGUUGACUUCCUAUCUAUUAUGUAUGUUGUUAUAACUUCUUAGAAAGCUGACUUCCCUUACUUUACAUGUGAAUUUCAUAUUGAAUUCCAGUGAAUAAAAUUUUGUAAUUU
Hippopotamus amphibius kiboko is the source of this 524-nucleotide messenger RNA. It is a transcript of the gene MRLN, whose product is annotated as myoregulin. The record is from RefSeq and is a predicted model, not a curated record. NCBI's taxonomy places the organism in Eukaryota, Metazoa, Chordata, Mammalia, Artiodactyla, Hippopotamidae. The transcript has 3 exons. Bases 217 to 456 code for a protein of 79 amino acids.